CAAGUACUCAACAUCGGAGCGAAGACUCGCGUCGUUCCAGCCGGCGACCAUCAUACCCACUGCUCCCGCAGUUCCCGAUCAUGACCGACUGACUUCCAGGGAAACCACUGCCACGCAGGACGAUGCCACUCCAACCGCUCAGAACGGCGGCCGCGCCGGGGAGCGGCCGCGACCCGUCAACGCUGCUCUCGCCGUCCGACUACGACGCCGACGCGGUCUCGAUCCGCAGCGACCAGGACACCGACAGCGACGACGACGAGCGCCAGCUGCGCGCUCGCAACAGCCGCGAGCUGCGCGCGCACGACAGGCUGGUCCUGAUGGAGGAGGAGGAGCUCGACCAAUUGGUGACGGAGACCCGCCGGCGCCAGGAGAGGCAGCGCAGGGGGUCCGGCCUGCCGAUUCCGAACCCGCUGCGGCUGCUGGCGCGGCGGCUGAGCGACGCGUCGCCGUCAGGGUCGCGGAGUCCGUCCGCGCGCCGCGAGCCGGCUGAGUCGGUGGAGGACCCUGGGUUGGAGAAGAGGAGGGCGAGACGGCAGCGGAGGCAGGCGAAGAGGGAGAGACUGCUGGCCGAUGCCCAGCAUGGUGAGGACGGCGAGCUGAUGUACGAGAUGGAGGAAGGGGGUAUGAAGGAUGGCAGCUCGACAGGCGACAGCAGCGAUCGCGACGACAGCGACGAGGUCGACCGGAAACAUCUGCUGCAUGACGCCGACGCCAAGGCGAAGCGGCAGCGCAGCUGCCGCCGCUGGCUGCUGUUACAUGCCAUCAUCGCCGUCGCGUUUGCGAUCCUUGUCCUGGUGGCAUGGAAGCUGUCGUUGGCGCGAGCCAGCUCGCGCCACAACCAGAACCUAGUCAGCAACGGGACCGCCAUAUUUGCGCCCACUACCAUCAUAAUCAGCUUAGACGGCUUCCGGGCCGACUUCCUCAACAGGAAUCUGACGCCGAGGCUGAAUGCCUUCAUCAAGGAGGGCGUGUCGCCGCUGUACAUGCUCCCUUCGUUCCCGAGCGUCACGUUCCCUAACCACUACACUAUCGCGACCGGCCUGUAUCCGGAGGCUCACGGUGUCGUGGGCAAUACCUUCUGGGACCCAACGCUACAGGAGGAGUUCUAUUACACGGAUCCGGCCCGGAGCAUGGAUCCGAAGUGGUGGGGUGGAGAACCGUUCUGGGUUACAGCCCAGAAGCAAGGGCUCAGGACAGCCAUCCACAUGUGGCCGGGCAGCGAGGCCCAUGUCCUCGGCAUGGAGCCGACAUACAUGGAUAAAUACAACGGGAAAGAAUUGCUUUCGAAGAAGGUCGACAGGAUCCUCGAGUUCCUGGACAUGCCCGAUACGGACCGGCCCCAGAUCAUCGCCGCGUAUGUGCCGAACGUCGAUGCGGAUGGGCACAAGUACGGGCCCAACAGCACCGAGAUUCAGUUCACCAUUCAAAAGGUGGACAAGAUGCUCGACAACAUGUUCAGGGGCUUGGAGGACCGGAAUCUGACGCACAUUGUCAAUGUCAUCGUGGUUUCUGACCACGGCAUGGCCACCACCGAUGUCUCUCGACUUGUACAGCUUGAAGACCUGGUGGAUCUCAGCAAAAUCGAACACACGGAUGGAUGGCCCUUGAUCGGGCUGCGGCCCAAGAACCCUGACGACCUACAUCCCAUUUACGACGAGCUGGUUCAAAAGACCAGGGACAACCCCAACCUUGAAGUGUACCUCCGCGACGUCAACAUGCCCGAGCGCUAUCACUUUUCGAAGAACGAGCGUAUUGCUCCGCUAUGGAUUAUUCCCAAGGCCGGCUGGGCGCUCGUCAAGAUGGACGAGAUGAACUUGAAGGAGGCGCAGGCUAGAGGCGACGUCUAUCACCCGCGCGGCCUCCAUGGCUAUGAUCACGAGCACCCCCUGAUGAGGGCGAUCUUUAUCGCCCGAGGCCCGGCGUUUCCGCACCAGCCUAACAGCAGGGUUGAUGUCUUUCAAAACAUCGAGGUCUACAACAUGCUCUGUGACUCGGUUGGAAUAUCGCCCGCUCCGAACAACGGGACGCUCCGGCUUCCGCUCAAGCCCAUCGGGCUGCACAGUGACCCCUCGGCGAGCGGGUUGGACACGCCGGCGGACCCCGUGGAGAGCCAUACAUUCUCAACGUCGGCGGCUGCCGAGCCCACUAAUAAGCCCAUCCCGGUCAGUCCGAUUUCAACAAGCAGCAGCGAGCAGGCCCCGCCGACACAAACAGUUGGCGUUGACCAGCCUACGUCCCAGCCCACCAACCAGCCCUCAGGGACCGCGGAUGGCAAAGACGGCGACGGCGACGGCGAUGGCGACGAUGAAGAUAAUGUGUCUCCCAUCGAUAAGGUGGAGUCCGCUGUCCAGGAUUUUUGGGACUGGUUCACUGGGAAGGUGAAGGACUGGUGGGGGAAGGUUACGGGGCAAGGCGGGGGAAGCACCGAACAGGGCUCUUCCUCGGACUAAUAAUGUUCUGCAGUUGGCUCUCGGUCACGCCGCAUGCAGGCUUACGUUGCUGGUGUUGGCCGUUGAGAGUAUUCAUUCCAUUGUCUCGGGUGCGGCAAG
This is a messenger RNA of Thermothielavioides terrestris NRRL 8126, 2549 nucleotides long. RefSeq lists its product as uncharacterized. The coding region runs from base 123 to 2450 and encodes 775 amino acids. Gene Ontology annotation, molecular function: nucleoside triphosphate diphosphatase activity; ribonucleoside triphosphate phosphatase activity. Lineage: Eukaryota; Fungi; Ascomycota; Sordariomycetes; Sordariales; Chaetomiaceae. The record is from RefSeq and is a predicted model, not a curated record. The transcript has 2 exons. Gene Ontology annotation, biological process: nucleoside triphosphate metabolic process.